Messenger RNA from Strigops habroptila (Kakapo), 3195 nucleotides. RefSeq names its product zinc finger RNA-binding protein-like. NCBI's taxonomy places the organism in Eukaryota, Metazoa, Chordata, Aves, Psittaciformes, Psittacidae. The coding region runs from base 1 to 3195 and encodes 1064 amino acids. Gene Ontology annotation, molecular function: double-stranded RNA binding; single-stranded RNA binding; zinc ion binding. The record is from RefSeq and is a predicted model, not a curated record. The transcript has 20 exons. Gene Ontology annotation, cellular component: precatalytic spliceosome.
AUGAUUCCUAUAUGUCCGGUAGUUUCGUUCACCUAUGUGCCCAGCCGGCUGGGAGAAGAUGCCAAAAUGGCCACCGGCAACUACUUUGGUUUCACCCAUAGCGGGGCUGCCCAGUAUAGCCAGCAGCCAGCUUCGGGUGUAGCCUACUCCCAUCCAACUACAGUUGCUAGCUACACUGUCCACCAGGCACCAGUUGCUGCACACACCGUUACUGCAGCCUAUGCUCCAGCAGCAGCCACAGUUGCAAUGGCCAGGCCUGCUCCAGUAGCUGUUGCAGCUGCUGCAACAGCUGCCGCGUAUGGAGGCUAUCCUACAGCGCACACAGCUAUGGAUUAUAGUUAUACACAGAGGCAACAAGAAGCUCCACCACCACCACCUCCUGUCACUACACAGAAUUACCAGGAUUCCUAUUCUUAUGUUCGAUCUACCACCCCAGCUGUAGCUUAUGACAGCAAACAAUACUAUCAACAACCAACAGUGACUGCUGUGGCUGUGGCUGCCCAGCCUCAACCUUCAGUAGCUGAAUCGUACUACCAGACAGCUCCAAAAGCAGGAUAUAGCCAAGGGGCAACUCAGUAUACGCAAGCCCAGCAAACGCGACAAGUGACAGCUAUAAAACCCGCAACCCCAAGUCCAGCAACAACUACGUUUCCUAUAUAUCCAGUAUCCUCUACUGUGCAGCCAGUAGCAGCUGCAGCUACUGUGGUUCCAUCCUAUACUCAAAGUGGAACAUACAGUACAACAGCAGUUACUUACUCCGGUACCUCUUAUUCCAGCUAUGAAGCCGCAGUGUAUUCAGCUGCAUCAUCCUAUUACCAGCAGCAGCAGCAGCAACAGAAACAGGCAGUAGCAGCAGCAGCUGCUGCUGCUGCAACAGCUGCUUGGACUGGGACCACCUUUACUAAAAAGGCACCAUUCCAAAAUAAGCAAUUGAAACCAAAGCAAACUCCCAAACCACCCCAGAUCCACUACUGUGAUGUUUGUAAGAUCAGCUGUGCUGGACCACAGACUUAUAAAGAACACUUAGAAGGCCAGAAACACAAAAAAAAAGAAGCAUCACUAAAAGCUUCCCAGAACACCAGUAACAGCAGCACUUCUGCUCGUGGAACUCAGAAUCAGUUGCACUGUGAGCUUUGUGAUGUGUCUUGUACAGGAGCAGAUGCUUAUGCUGCCCAUAUCCGUGGAGCCAAGCAUCAGAAAGUAGUAAAGUUGCACGCAAAACUUGGCAAACCCAUUCCUUCAGCUGAACCAAAUGUGGUUACCCAAGCUACUUCCUCAACAUCCACAUCUGCUUCUAAACAAACUGCCUCUGCUUCAAAUAUAGCAACUGACAGCAGUACUGUGAACUCCUCUGUUGCAUCCUCUGCAGUGAAAAUUCUUACUCUUGUGGCAAACGCACCACUUAACAUGACAUCCAACAGCAAAACAUCUUCAACUGCUGCUAAUAUAGCUGUAAAGAAAAUAUCUACACCGAAAAUAAACUUUGUUGGUGGUAAUAAGCUUCAGACAACAGGAAGUAAACUGGAAGAAAUGAAAUCAGCUGAAAGUGUUAAAACAACUACUGCUGCAAUAGUACAAACACAGGAAAUAAAACGAGACACAGUAGCUGAACCAGUGACUCCCACGACUCUUGCUACCUUGCAAAGUGAUGUCCAGCCAGUGGGCCAUGACUAUGUGGAGGAGGUAAGAAAUGAUGAAGGAAAGGUGAUCCGCUUUCACUGUAAACUUUGUGAAUGCAGUUUUAAUGAUCCUAAUGCCAAGGAGAUGCACUUAAAAGGGAGGCGGCACAGACUUCAGUAUAAGAAAAAAGUAAACCCAGACUUACAAGUAGAAGUAAAGCCUAGUAUUCGAGCAAGAAAAAUUCAAGAAGAGAAGAUGAGGAAACAGAUGCAGAAAGAAGAAUAUUGGAGAAGGCGAGAAGAGGAAGAACGCUGGAGGAUGGAAAUGAGGCGAUAUGAAGAGGACAUGUACUGGAGGAGAAUAGAGGAAGAGCAGCAUCACUGGGAUGACCGUCGCAGAAUACCAGAUGGAGGAUAUCCUCAUGGUCCUCCAGGACCUCUAGGCCUGCUGGGAGUUAGACCAGGAAUGCCUCCUCAGCCCCAAGGACCAGCUCAUCUACGCCGCCCUGACUCCUCUGAUGACCGCUAUGUGAUGACCAAACAUGCUGCUAUAUAUCCAACAGAGGAGGAACUUCAAGCAGUCCAAAAAAUUGUUUCGAUUACUGAACGUGCUUUGAAACUUGUUUCUGACAAUAUGACUGACCAUGAAAAAAGCAAGAACAAAGAGGGGGAUGACAAAAAGGAUGGCGGUAAAGACAGAGCUUUGAAAGGAGUUUUACGGGUAGGCGUUUUGGCUAAAGGUUUGCUACUCCAUGGAGACCGAAACAUCAAUCUUGUUUUGUUAUGUGCUGAGAAGCCUUCAAAGAUGUUACUCAGUCGCAUUGCUGAAAGCCUUCCCAAACAACUUGCAGUAAUAAGUCCUGAGAAUUAUGAUAUCAAAUGUGCAGUCCCAGAAGCAGCAAUAAUUUUAAAUUCAUGUGUGGAACCCAAAAUGCAAGUUACUAUCACACUGACAUCUCCAGUCAUUCGGGAGGAGAACAUGAGGGAUGGAGAUGUAACAUCGGGUAUGGUGAAAGACCCACCGGACGGCUUGGACAGGCAAAAAUGCCUUGAUGCUCUGGCUGCUCUACGCCACGCUAAGUGGUUCCAGGCUAGAGCUAAUGGUCUGCAGUCCUGUGUGGUUAUCAUACGUAUUCUUCGUGAUCUCUGUCAACGGGUUCCAACUUGGUCUGAUCUUCCAAGCUGGGCUAUGGAGUUGCUUGUGGAAAAAGCAAUUAGCAGCGCUGCUGGACCACAGAGUCCUGGGGAUGCACUGAGAAGAGUUUUUGAGUGUAUAUCUUCAGGAAUCAUCCUUAAAGGUGGUCCUGGCCUUCUGGACCCUUGUGAGAAAGAUCCUUUUGAUACACUUGCUGUAAUGACAGAUCAGCAACGAGAGGAUAUUACUUCAAGUGCGCAGUUUGCACUGAGACUCCUUGCAUUCCGUCAAAUACACAAAGUUUUAGGAAUGGAUCCAUUACCACAGAUGAAUCAACGAUUCAACAUCCAUAAUAGUCGUAAAAGGAGAAGAGAAAGUGAUGGGGUUGAUGGAUUUGAAACAGAGGGGAAAAAAGACAAAAAAGAUUAUGAUAACUUUUAA